ACCAAAACGCUCGGCAUUUAGAAAUGAGAAUCACGGGUCAUUCGUAUAUGGUCUUAAAAACGGAGGUCCCGUGUCGCGACAGGCGCUGGCACGCUAAAGAACACUCACUGCUACGACCCUGAGCGCUAAGUAUAGGUCUAAAGUUGUGAUACUUCACGUACAGCUGGUGACAUCUCAAAAGGAGUGAAAAAUUAUCGACGGGACGUAAACAAACCAAACAAACAACAGUUACAUUCGCAGUAGAAUUCAAAUUCCUUGUUCAUCACUACGAUACAUAAAUGAUGGAUUGCCGUCGUGCAUGAUCAAAUUGCACUUUUUUCAAUUAACCUUAAUGUACGGACGAAACCUUUCUACGUAAUAGAAAUACUAGCUCUGUUGAGGUGUGACGCCAUUUAUAACAAUGAUGAAGACGGACGAUUUCUGGAUGAGUAAAAAUUUGGUCGUCUGCUUCUACACUGGUACUAGACAUGUCGGGAAAAUCGUGCACAGGAUUUUUUAUUGUUAUCUGUCUUGGAUUAACCCUCAGUCACGUGACUUCUCAGAUUAUCGAAGGACCCCGUUCGCGUGGUAUCAUUAUAGGCGGACCCUCCAGGCGCGGGGAUAUAUCGCGAGACAGGCCCCGUAGAAUCCCGACCUGGAUUACAGAGAACCAACCCGAAUCCACAGUCAGAACAAAUAUUAUAGGUACCCCACGUCCACGAGAUUUAGGGAAAACUCUUGUCCAUUUUGGAGAAAGACUGAGAAAGACAACGGAACAACGCAAACCAACUCUCACAGGCGAUACUUCAGUUGGAAGGACGAAUCAGGUCAGAGGGCAAAAUAAUGAAUUUAGGACGGGAUUCCCAGAAAAGAUUUGGAACAGAAACGGUGCAAAGGGUGGUAAAUUACCAACAAACGACGCAAAUUCAGCGGGAGAGAGGGGUGAAGUGCAGAGUUCCGGCAUGAGAACCCCGAACCCGAGGUUUGUCGUCCAGUCCAACAGAGACCGUAUUCGUCAGUUACAGGCUGAGAAAAGACGAAUCAAGAUGGAGAAUGCACGCACUAAAUACCAGAAUAACGCUUAUCUAAACACACGAGGUUUAAUUUCUGGAAAACGUCUUCCGACAGAAUCACGAUUCGUGUCAAAUGACUUAAGCUUGUCCAAUCAGAACCAGCGAUUGACGUCACCGGUCUUUCGGACAUCAAACCAGAACAGAUUGUCUGCAUUUGCCAGGCGUAAUUCUCUACGACGAGUAUCACUCACCGGAAGUUCAUUCCCUGAGCAGCAAGAUGCCCGCCCCCGAAUGUUAACAGAUCGUCAGACCGCCCGCGACCAGUUAAAACAGGUUUCCGUGUCCAGAUCGAAAGGGGCGAACAGUUACCUGAAAAGACUCUUAUACAAGAUAUUAAGGAGAAUAAAGAAGAAUUAGAUGAUCUGCAUGUCAUACAUAUGUAAUUCUUUUUUAAGAAUUAUUAUCACUGGAUAUUGUCUUAUAAAGUAAUGUAUCAAAACAUUGCACGAUUAUACAUAACAAUUACUUUAGUUUAUACUCAAAUCAGUGCACGCAAAGAAUGAAAACUAAAUUGAAUAAAUACUGAUAUAUCA
Ostrea edulis (European flat oyster) is the source of this 1585-nucleotide messenger RNA. RefSeq lists its product as uncharacterized. The record is from RefSeq and is a predicted model, not a curated record. The coding region runs from base 468 to 1409 and encodes 313 amino acids. The transcript has 2 exons. NCBI's taxonomy places the organism in Eukaryota, Metazoa, Mollusca, Bivalvia, Ostreida, Ostreidae.